AUGAGUCCUACAGCCAUCGUCAACGACAAGGACGGGGAGGUCUCCAAGGGGACGCCUCGCCUUCUGAUUGAGUUUCCUCCACCGGCAGCAGCCGACAAUCUUACCGAGAUUUCUGCCAUCACCAAGCUCGUGAACCACGUCUUCAUCGAAGGAGAAGCCGGCAUUUGGAACAAUGGCUACGUGCGCACCUCUGACGCAGAGGUAACAGACCUCAUUCGCAAAGGCCAAUUGGCCGUUGCCUAUCUCGCCUCUCCAUCUUUGGCAUCCGAGAAGAAACCUUCAGCCGAGCAACUGGUUGGAAAAGGCCCGCCGGUGGGAUGCGUGUGUGUCAAGCGAAACUCGGACACGCUGUGCAGCCUGGGCAUGCUUGCCAUCGACAAGGCGUACCAAGGACUUGGGCUGGGCCGCGAGAUAUUCCAGUUUGUCGAGGACCACUGCCUCUCUCUGGGCUGCACCACGCUCGGGCUGGACAUUCUGGUGCCGACGAGCUACGACCAUCCGCUCAAGACGAGGAUGCAGGCGUGGUACAAGCGGCUGGGAUUCCGGGAGACGAGGCUGGCCGACUUUGCGGAGGAAUACCCUGCCUUGGCGCCGCUGCUGAGUGGACCUGUGGUGUAUAGGGUGUUUGAGAAGAAGCUGAGAUGA
Molecule: messenger RNA, 645 nt
Organism: Trichoderma citrinoviride
Lineage: Eukaryota; Fungi; Ascomycota; Sordariomycetes; Hypocreales; Hypocreaceae
Exons: 1
Coding region: 1-645 (214 amino acids)
Molecular function (GO): acyltransferase activity, transferring groups other than amino-acyl groups
Source: RefSeq, a predicted model, not a curated record